UGGUGGAUACUUGGCAGAGUAGGCUUGGGGCCUAAGGGCCCUGGCGGCCCUAGAGACCACCAUGGCCAUGGCUGAGCAGCUACAGCCUGGGUGGGCCUUGUAUCACAGUCCCAACAACAACAACUGCCAGGACGUGGGCAAUUCCAUCCUACUGCUACUAGGCCUCAUCAUCUGCAUUAAUAUCGGCAUCAAUAUGGUGACCCUGCUCUGGGGCCGAGUCCGUGUCAUCUUACGCCGAAGGUUCCAUAUCAUUUGUGAGAAAGAAACUGCUAAGUCAUCCUCACCUGGGAAGCCAACCAAGCUGAAGAAGCAGAACUCCCCUGCAGUCCAUCUUCGAUGCACCAUGGACCCUGUGAAAAUGACCAUGACCCCCCCGCCCACUCGUCGUCGUCGUCAUCGCCAUCAAGCCUCGCCAUUGUGCUGUGCCUGCCACCAACUAGCUUGGACCCCUGAUACUGAGGUUGAAAAGCCCCCACAUCAGAACCCAACAAUCUGUUCCCACCACUGGGAAGGUCCCAAAGACUGGGAAGGUUUCCAAUCCACCCCAGAGCCCUGGGAUUCCUGGACUCAGGACACUCUGGAGCCAGUUCCCCAUACUAUCCGCUUCCAGAAAACUGUAGAGAGAAAGCCACUCAAAUCAGAGAUCCGGUCAGAACAGAGCCUAGAGGCCUAUGUAUACCCGGUGAACCCCUCACCUCCCUGUGGGGAAGCUGUGAACCACAAGAACACUGGGGCAGGGGCAGAGGCUGAGGCCACACAGAGCCAGGCUGCCCCACCACCCUUCCUGGGCCCAUCAAUCAUCCCUGAAAUCCCUCGGCGACAUUCCUCAGCCCGAGUAGUGUAUGAUGCCCGAGACGUGAGGCGGCGGCUUCGGGAACUGACCCGGGAAGUGGAGGCCUUGUCCCACUGCUACACCUUUGUGUCUGGAUCCAACGCUGCUGAGGGGACAGGCAAGGACUGGGUGUAUCGUUCUGUGGUGGGGAGGUGACGGGAAAAAAAUAAAAAGGAGAGAGGAGGUAGUUCAUGGUGGUGUGUAGGG
Molecule: messenger RNA, 1039 nt
Organism: Fukomys damarensis (Damara mole-rat)
Lineage: Eukaryota; Metazoa; Chordata; Mammalia; Rodentia; Bathyergidae
Gene: Spem1
Product: spermatid maturation 1
Exons: 3
Coding region: 62-988 (308 amino acids)
Biological process (GO): flagellated sperm motility; sperm individualization
Cellular component (GO): cytoplasm
Source: RefSeq, a predicted model, not a curated record